Molecule: messenger RNA, 4932 nt
Organism: Beauveria bassiana ARSEF 2860
Lineage: Eukaryota; Fungi; Ascomycota; Sordariomycetes; Hypocreales; Cordycipitaceae
Product: RING finger membrane protein
Exons: 1
Coding region: 1-4932 (1643 amino acids)
Cellular component (GO): endoplasmic reticulum membrane
Molecular function (GO): zinc ion binding
Source: RefSeq, a predicted model, not a curated record
AUGGACGACGCAACCACAACCAUACCCUCGUCCUCGCCGAGGCAUGCCCGUCCGCCAACGAGGUCCGACAAUCCCGCCUCGGGCACUGCUCCUAACGAUGGCGUCCCCUCCAUCUGUCGAAUCUGUCGAGGCGAAGCGACCGAGACCGAACCAUUAUUUUACCCCUGCAAAUGCAGCGGCAGCAUCAAAUUUGUGCAUCAAGAUUGCCUGAUGGAGUGGUUAUCCCAUUCCCAGAAAAAGUAUUGCGAGCUUUGCAAAACGUCGUUCCGCUUUACAAAGCUCUACGCACCCGACAUGCCCCAAUCGCUACCCGUUCACAUCUUCAUCGAACAUAUGGCCAAGUACCUAUUCCGCAAUAUCUUGAUCUGGCUUCGCGCAGUCCUUGCUGUUAGCACUUGGAUAUGCUGGCUACCGCUCUUCAUGCGAGCUGUCUGGUCCUUCAUGUUCUGGAUCAGCGACGAAGGGUUGGGCGGCUCACUCUCAUCGCUCCGAAGCGGCCAGGCCUCUUGGGAGGCUUCUUUACACAACCAAUUCUUUGGCCAAUGUCCUGCAAAUCCGUUUGUCGAUCUUGCCACGACAACCCUGGCCCAAGCUGCGACAAUGAUGAAGAAUCUGCCCGGGGACCUUGGUGGUAUUCCAAAAUUCUCCGUCAAGUCGAUAGGGUACGCCGCAAAUACAGUCAACGGCACAGGCUCUUUUCGGUCGUACAGGGAUGAGAAUGGCACCAUUACGGUUCUCUACGAGAUCGAUUCACCGUUUGCUUCUCUACUGAGCAACGUCACGUUUUUUCGCACUUUGACGCAGAGUCCUAGAUUCAAUAGAGCAAUCAUGUCCGUUGUCGAAGGCCAGAUCAUCACGGUUCUCGUCAUUAUCUGCUUUAUUCUCAUCAUCCUUGUGCGCGAUUACGUCGUCCAGCAACAGCCCGAGUUAAAUGUGCGCGCCGCAUUUGCUGAGCAAGAAGGUGAUCAGGUAGACGCCUUUGAAGCCGGCCCGGAACAACUUCUUAUUAGAGACGAUGCUGCAAAUGCAGCCGCCCGCGACCUCGAUCACGAUGCCAUUGGGCAUCGGCCUGAUAAUCGCCAAUUGCAUCGCCGUGAACCAGAGAUGGAUGAGCAAGAGGCCAUCAAUCAAGUUUGGGCCAUGACUAUCCGACCAGGCAUAUAUGUCCCUGAUCCCGAAGCUGGCGAGGAGCCGUCGCAUGUCAUGGAAUAUCUCCGCAUAUAUCGACGUGCUCACGGUGAUCAUAGUGAGAUUCUUCGAAUUAUCGAGCAAGAAGAUACCGAUGGCAGGCUUCGCUACUGGGCUGACGCUACUCGCCGAGCCAUGUUGAGUAACAGACAACAGGGGCCUUCUGAGCACGGCCAUGAUUGGGCCAAUUCCCGUGAUAUAUUUGAUCGCCCUGAAAGCCCAGUGUCCUCCUCUAGCCAUCAAAUUAAUUACCCCCCUCGCGAGACAACUGCUAUCAGUCGACAGGACUCUGAUCCCCCCUCGCCCAUGCUUCAGCGGGACCUUCCAGCCUCGCCUUCAACUCUCGGCAACGGGCUGCGACCUCGAGCUACAUCAGCCGGACCUAGCCACUCAAAUUCGAUACAUCCACUGGCGAACAACAGCUGGACCUUUAGUGAGCUACCAACCGACGAACAAGGGUCCGCGCGCAACUCACAUGCACACGAUGAUUCCACAUCAACCCAUGGGAAAGGUAUAUUCGGCGAUUUUGUUGACGACGCGUCGCCAUCAAACUCAAGAGAGGCUUACCUAGGACCUGUCAAUCACACGAUUCAGGGGCAGGCAUCCGACCGCGAACGAGACGAGAACGCUGUUCCUGAGCUUGAAACGGCUGUUCUACCAAUCCAAGCUGAGACUCUUGCUGUCCCGCAAGGCGCUGCUCCUGUCAAUCGCGAGCAAGAUAUUGGUUUUGUCGGCAGGGUUGCCAACUUCAUGUGGGGCGACCUCGAUCGCCAUGCCGACGAAGUAGCACUGCAAGCUGCAGCAGAGCAGGAUGCUGAAGACGAUGCCUGGGUCGAUAUCGUCGACGGUGAUGUCGGUGCAGAUGACGCCCAGCCUAAUGGCGAAGAUAUGAUGCAAGCAGCGGCCGACGGCUUUGAUCAAGAAGCUAUUGACGACAUGGAGGAUUUCGAGGGGGUCAUGGAGCUGGUUGGUAUGCGCGGUCCUAUCGCGGGCCUGUUCCAGAAUGCCAUCUUUUGCUCUGUCCUUGUAUCCGUCACCAUUUUCGCAUGCAUCUUUGUCCCCUACAACAUUGGUCGUGUCACGGUCUGGCUCAUGGCAAGCCCCAUGCGUCUUGUUCGCAUGAUUGUCGAAAUUUCAAAGCUCGUUCAAGAUGCCCUCGUCAUGGCUUGCGCAUUCUUGUCCUGGUGCUUGAUUAAUUUGGUGGAGAUGCUCGCCACCUUCCUGCCCAGCGGCGUAAUUGCCAAAGUCAUCGCAGUUCGAAAGGCAUGCUGGGACCUUUGGAUCAACGCCGGCGCCAGGAUUUUCGAUUACUUGUUCAUGGACUUUCCCACGUCUGCAACAGAGAUUCAAAACUUUUCAGCCAUCAGCCACGCUGCUCUUAUAAGUCUCAAGUCCCAAGCCUUCCGCUCAUUCGAAGCCAUUCAACAGCUGGGCUGGGCGAUUUACAACAAUGGUAUCACUAUACCGAGUGCGGAACAUUUUCGGCUGCUUGGAACCAAGGUUAACGCUUCUCUGCAAUUCGUCAUUGCCUCCUCUUCGCUUCUGUUGACGCCCGACGCUUGGGUCAUCAAUCUGGGAGACUCCAAGGUCACUGAAGUUGUUGAUCCUGAGCUUGCUCGUUGGUCUGGUGGCGAUCGAUUUUGGGCUAUCCUGGCCGGAUAUGCCGCAGUCUUUGCCAUGGCAGCCAUGUAUCUCCAACGCAACAGCCCGUUCUCAAAUGGCGAGUUCAUGAGAGCCUGGGAGGCAGGCAUCAUCGAUACCCUUCAUCAAGCUAGCGGCAUCUUGAAGGUGAUUUUAAUCAUCAGCAUAGAAAUGCUCGUAUUUCCCCUUUACUGUGGAAUGCUGCUUGACCUGGCGCUUCUCCCACUGUUCGAGGAUACGUCUGUUCUAUCACGGCUCAUGUUCACACGCAACUAUCCUGCGACGUCGAUUUUUGUUCACUGGUUCGUCGGCACCGGCUACAUGUUUCACUUUGCACUGUUUGUCUCAAUGUGCCGCAAAAUCAUGCGCCCCGGCGUUUUAUACUUUAUCCGCGACCCCGACGACCCCGAGUUCCAUCCUGUCCGCGACGUGCUGGAGAGAAACUUGAUAACGCAGCUUCGUAAGAUAUUAUUCUCCGCCUUUGUGUACGGAGCACUGGUCAUUGUAUGUCUCGGAGGUGUAGUAUGGGGGCUCUCGUUCACAUUGCCAACACUGCUGCCAAUUCACUAUUCGUCUAAUGAACCAGUGCUGGAGUUUCCUGUUGAUUUACUGUUCUACAACUUUUUGAUGCCGCUGGCCAUCAAAUUCUUCAAGCCCGGAGAUGGUAUCCACGCCAUGUACACAUGGUGGUUUCGCCGAUGCGCCAGAGCCCUACGUCUAACCUCUUUUCUAUUUGGAGACCGCAAGGUUGACGAGGAGGGCAACUUGCGACUGGCAGAGUCAGCUGGAGCUGGUCUGUGGCAAAGCUUAUUCUUGGGAAUUGACAAGUCCAAUAACACCGCUGUCAAAUCGUGGAAAGAUGCCGUCACUGGUGACGUGGGGGUGGAGGCUGGGGAGGCUGAGUCCGAAAACUUGAAAGCCCACAAGGCAUAUCUGGUCCAGUCUCAACAGCUGCUAGUAGACGGCAGAUUUGUCCGCGCCCCUGCAUCAGAUCGUGUCAAGAUUGCCAAGGGUCGCAAGGUGUUUAUUACCGUCGACGAGGACAACAGGCGGCAGGACGGGAAUGACGACGACGACCUUUACGCCUCGGAUCAGUAUCGUAACGUUUACGUGCCACCGAGUUUCAGGUCGCGCAUUUUUCUCUUUAUUCUCUUCAUUUGGGUCUUCGCCGCCUUUACUGGCGUCAGCCUUACCAUCGUGCCGCUUGUCAUUGGGCGCAUGAUUUUCAAGGCUUUAAUUCCCGAACAUGUACGCACCAACGACAUUUAUGCCUUCAGUAUUGGCAUUUAUAUUCUCGGAGCAAUUUGCUACUUGGGGGUACACAGCCGCAGGGUCCUGGAUAAGGUGGAGGGAUGGAUGGCGAGCGCGCGCGAAGAAUUUGAGGUAGGGACAGCAGUAAACCGCACAUUAUCGACGUUUGUGCGGGCGGCUCAGCUCGUCUACACCUACUUUUUUCUUGCCAUUGUCUUGCCACUGCUCGUCGCAUUGCUUGUGGAACUGUACGUUGUUGUUCCGCUGCACACGUACAUGAAUUCGCCAACAGCAGGCACGAUUGAAGCAGGCAAGGUGGGCCAUUUGAGUCAAGGCAAACAUACAGUACGCCUCACACAGGUGUGGACUCUGGGCUUGCUGUACAUGAAGCUAGGCGCGCGGAUGAUCACUUCACUGUUUCCGGAUAGUCGGCCGGCCUUGGCGGUGCGAACCGUGCUGCGACGAGGCUGGCAGCAUCCUGAUGUAGGCGUUUUCACGCGUGCAUUCGUCAUUCCCGGGCUAGCGAUUGCUCUGGUGGCGAUUUUUACGCCGCCAUUUGUAGCAAGAUACCUAGUGCACUAUCAAGUGUCAGGAUGGGUGCCAAAGGCGGGUGAGACUGCAGAGGAGCUGGCAAAGCUGGCGAUAUUCUAUCGGUACUCAUACCCCGGUGCAGCAGUCUUGCUGGUAAUGAUGAAGAACGGCAUGAUGCUCGCAAACGUGUUUAGCAAGUGGACAUCAGGCGUGCGAGACGAGGCAUACUUGAUUGGAGAGCGGCUGCACAAUUUUGGGGCUGCGACGGCGGGAGCGAGGAAGGGUAGAGCGACGUGGCGAGCGGGAGGGAACCGACUAUAA